This is a messenger RNA of Drosophila navojoa, 352 nucleotides long. RefSeq names its product Cytochrome c oxidase subunit 8 (gene COX8). The record is from RefSeq and is a predicted model, not a curated record. Gene Ontology annotation, biological process: mitochondrial electron transport, cytochrome c to oxygen. Gene Ontology annotation, cellular component: respiratory chain complex IV; mitochondrion. NCBI's taxonomy places the organism in Eukaryota, Metazoa, Arthropoda, Insecta, Diptera, Drosophilidae.
GUAGUAUUAUCAUCUCUAUCGAGCACUUAUUACCAGCAUCGUCUUCGAAGCAAAAAGAGAAUUUUCACAUCAAAAAUGUUCCAAAAUAGUGCUGCUAAACUUUUGGUGCCCGCCAUUCGUGGAGCAAUGCAAAGGCGCUGCCAAUCCGUCGUCUCCGGACCACCAACAAAUCAUGUCUCCACAGCGGAGAAAGUAAUUCUCGGUGGUGGUAUGUGCGUCGCUUCCUUGUUCAUUCCCGGUUGGGUGCUCUACCAUAUCCGUGACUACAAGGGUGGCAAGUAAAUCCGGCACAGCAGGCACGAUUUCAUACUAUUAAUGUUGCUUAUAAAUGUAGAUUGAAAAAUAUAAUAUA